Messenger RNA from Opisthorchis viverrini, 2994 nucleotides. RefSeq lists its product as hypothetical. The transcript is spliced from 12 exons. NCBI's taxonomy places the organism in Eukaryota, Metazoa, Platyhelminthes, Trematoda, Opisthorchiida, Opisthorchiidae. Gene Ontology annotation, cellular component: nucleus. Gene Ontology annotation, biological process: mRNA 3'-end processing. Gene Ontology annotation, molecular function: mRNA binding; protein binding. The record is from RefSeq and is a predicted model, not a curated record. The annotation marks the transcript as partial.
CCGGUCUCCAUUGGAGUUCCUCAAGGCUCCGUCUUGGGACCACUCCUGUUUGUGAUCUACGUCAACGACCUCCCAGACGUUCUUGCGAGUCCAUGUUUACUUUUUGCGGACGACUUGAAAUCCUGGAGUUCCAAUGCCAGCGCCCUCCAAAUGGAUGUAGACGCUGCCAAGCAGUGGUCGUUGGACUGGCACCUUCCUCUGAAUGAUGAAAAGUGCGUCCAUAUGUCGCUUGGAGGGGAUUCAGCGAAUGAAUUUGUUAUGCAUGGUGAAAAGGGACCAGAAAGUAUCAUGAGGAUAGAUGCCAAAAAAGAUUUCGGCAUCUGGCUCUCCUCAAACUUUUCCUUCUCACUACAUCAUGAGAAAUCGGCCCAAAAGAUUAGUACAGCCACAAAUCUCGUUGUGUCCCUUGCUGUCGCCGUGACAAAUCCAGGCUUCAAAACCCUCAUCAUGCCGUUCAUGCAGCGCCGUGUUUAUAAGAUGGACAAAAUGCAGAAGGCAGAGGAACGCAUUAAAGCUAACCCUUGGGACAUUGAAGCCUGGAGUGUGUUGCUGCGGGAUGCACAGAGUAAGAAGGUGGAGGAUGCGAGGGAUGUGUUUGAGCGUAUUGUGAACCAGUUUCCAUUCGCUGGACAGUACUGGAAAAUUUACAUUAAUCAGGAGAUGAAAGCCAAAAAUUUUGAACGUGUGGAGAAGUUAUUCCAGCGUUGUUUGGUAAAAAUCCUGAACAUUGAUUUGUGGAAGCUGUACCUACAAUACAUUAAAGACACAAAAGGGAAACAUCAUGCGUUCAAGUAUAUUAUAUUCGCUCAUUGUAUUUUCAUUUUCACUAGAGAAAAGAUGGCACAAGCGUACGACUUCACCCUCGACAAAAUGGGCCUAGACUUAAAUUCCUAUUCUAUUUGGGCGGACUACAUAUCGUUUCUGAGGUCCACACAAGUACAAGGGUCGUAUGCCGAAAGCCAGAAAAUCACAGCAACCAGACGCGUCUAUCAACGGUCUAUUGUCACCCCUAUGCUCGGCAUAGAAACCAUUUGGCGAGACUACUGCAUGUACGAAAAUUCCAUCAACCCCCUUAUUGCGAAGAAAUUCACCGAAGAGCGAAGCCGUGACUACAUGAACGCUCGGCGUGUUGCGAAAGAAUACGAAGUGAUAACCAAGGGACUCUCGAGGAAUAUGCCGUCUAUCCCCCCGCAGAACACCCCAUAUGAAGCAAAGCAGGUUGAACUUUGGAAGAAGUAUAUUCAGUGGGAAAAGGACAAUCCACUUAAAACAGAAGACAUUAUCACAACUACAAAACGCGUUAUGUUUGCAUACGAACAAUGCCUGCUUUGUCUUGGCCAUCAUCCGGAUAUUUGGUACGAGGCUGCUAGUCACUUGGAACACGCAAGCAAAGUUUUGAUGGAAAAAGGAGAUCAAACGACAGCCCGACAGUUCGCCAACGAGACGGCUUCUAUGUACGAAAGGGCUAUCGCCCUUCUGAAGACCAAUAUGAUGUUAUACUUUGCUUAUGCUGACUACGAAGAGGGGCGAUGCAAGUUUGCCAAGGUUCACUCCAUCUACAAGAAGUUGAUAUCUUUGGAAAACAUUGAUCCGACUUUGCCUUACAUUCAAUAUAUGCGAUUCGCCCGGCGUGCCGAAGGAAUCUUGUCAGCUAGACACGUGUUUAAACUUGCUCGAGAUGACUCUCGAAUCAGUUACCAUGUAUACUGUGCUGCCGCAUUUAUGGAGUAUUACUGCAGCAAGGACAAAGAGAUUGGACACAAAAUUUUCGAAUUGGGAAUGAAACGGUUCGGUGGAAAUGCGGACUACAUCCUAUGCUAUGUGGACUUCAUGACCCAUCUGAACGAAGACAAUAAUAUACGUGUCCUUUUUGAACGUGCCCUCGGCUCAAACCAAGUCGCUUCUGAACGAGCCAGAGUCAUUUGGGCACGAUUUCUGCAAUUCGAAUCCCAGGUCGGUGAUUUAGCGAGUAUACUAAAAGUCGAGAAGCGGCGAUUGCAAGCAUUGGAAACCGUCAAAGAAGUGUCCAGACUCGAAAGUGCUCUGCUAAUCGAUCGCUAUCGGUUCCUUGAUCUGCUACCUUGUUCUGAUUCGGAACUGAAAUCUCUGGGCUACCGGGAACUGGCUCGAUUCCAGUUUGCGGGGUCUGGACGUGGCUACGAUGAGUUCUUUGGAAGUGUCCUUGCUCCUCAUGUAGGCCUUUCCACAGCCCUAUCGCUCGGUGUCGGAAGCACUAUGGGUGAUCCAAGUGUGUUAUCUGGAAGUUCUGGUGAUCAACGCCCAGCAUAUCCGCAACCCGACGUUAGCCAAAUGCUUCCUUUCAAGCCAAAGGCCUAUCCGAGAACAGGCAGCCAUCCGGUUGGUGGUGGCGAGUUUCCUCCUCCACCUGCGGCUUCUGCUCUUCUCAGAUUAUUGCCUCCUCCCGAAUGCUUCCAUGGGCCAUUCGUUGAAAUCGACAAAUUUAUGGAACACUUCCUGGAGCUAGAAAUUCCAGAUGAUUACAUGGAAAUCGUGAACGCCGAAUCUGAGGAGCUGAGCAACAGCAUCGAUCCAGGAACCGCCCUAUCGAUCGAGCUAGCAAGCACGGCCAGUUCCACGGCCCCAAUGUUGUUGGCCGCGAGAAAGCGACGCCAGCAGCUAAACAUCGACGUCGCCUCGGGCACAGCAACGCGUCUCGGAGCAACCAACGCAAACCAGCUUAAAGCACGAAAACGGCCUGCCUUGAACGCGUUUGGUGAUUCAGAAGACGAGGCGGACGAGGAGGAUGAUGAUGAUGACGAAGAUGAGCGUGCGGCUGCUUUGUUGACAGGCUCCGCUGUAAUAGGUGGAUCCGAUCUGGUUCGGGCCUCUUUCUCUGGCCCCCUAGAUUUGUAUCGAUUACGCCAAAUACAGCGUGUGAAGUAACUCCUGUUAACCGUCCACGCGGUUUUGUCCAGCUGUACACACGCCCCAUUGUUUUUCCCAGUUGUUUCUCCCACACAUUGCUAAGUUAUG